AUGAGCACUGCAAAGAAAGAACAAACCACUACCCCAACAACGGAAGAUUUCCUACCAUGGGACCAAAUUUACACCAUCCAAAUUGGCCAACAAUCCUUCAAACUAAACGGAUCCUCACUGAAUUCAGAUGGUCCCAAUUUCUUCACCAGAUAUUUCCAAACACACACCAUGGUUGAAAAUAACUCAUUAUUCAUAGACAGAGACCCAGAAAUCUUCCACACCAUAACGAAACAUCUUCAAGGUUAUUUCAUCGACAUAAAAGAUGAGUACGAAUACACCAUGUUAUUUACUGACUCCAUCUAUUAUGGAUUCCCACGUUUGAGACAACUAUUUAAGGAUUCAGAAUAUUAUUUCGCUAAUGUCGGAGGGAAAUCAUUCAAGAUCCCUAAAUCAUUGUUCAGAAGGGAAGGGGAUUCAUUGAAUUAUUUCCAAAUCAUUUUGAAUUCAUUCUAUAAGGAGGUUGAACAACGGAUCGUGGAGAAGAAUCUCGUGAAGACUCCAUUGCCUCCUUCGUAUGUUCCUAGAUCUGCUGAAUUUUUCCAGGAUUUGUUGACGUUAUUGAGUGGGACUUCAUUGGAAUUGUCAGAUGAGAAAAGAGAGUCGUUGGCGGAGGAAUGUCGGUACUAUAGGUUCUUGAAUUUGGAACAAAAAUUGACAAAGUCGAGUAUUAUUUAUAAUCCGUUGUCUACUUUGGAGGAGAUUGUCAUCCCUUUGAAAGAUUUGAAAAGGAGAGGAUUGAGGUUUCAUUCUAAUUCAAACUCUUCUAAUCAACAUACUUCAUCAUCUUCUUUGAAUCGAUGUUUAGAUACCGUGGGGAAUAGAGCUAAUUGUAAUGGCGGUAUUAAGAGCAAACCAUCAUCUACAGAUGUAAGUAGUAACUCAAGUGCUAGUAGUAGUAGUAGUAGUAGUAGUUGUAGUAAUAAUUCAUCUGAUAACGAAAGAGAAGAACCUGCAUCUAAGAAAUUAAAGAAAGAAAAUAUGGGAGGUGUACAGGAAAAUUGUACUACCAAGAAACAUAGUAACAAAAACAAGGCAUGGUCGAUUGUUACUUAUAAGAAACCAUACGUGGAUAAAUAUUCCCGUGAUUUAAUUUUCCAAAUCGAUUCCACUGAAUGUAUGUUAAUGUUCAAUAAGAAAAACAAGAUGAUCCACGUGGAUUUAAUUGGUAGAAACUUCGAAACAUUUGAAUCGAUUUUCACUUCACCCCUUUUCCAAAAUUCAAAUGAAGAAAUUGACCUUUCCAAAUUCAAAAUCCAAUUACCAUCUUCAGAUACUACUACUUCCAAGUCUUCAAAAGAAAAUCCAAGUGUGAGGCAAACCCAAUCAAACAAUGGUACUUUAAACUCGGCCGCAUCCCAUUUAAUACUUCCUGCAUGUAUUUCAAUUUGUGAUUUAUACGUUAACGGAGUCAAAUGUCCAAAUAUUUGCUCUUUAAUUAAUGACACAAAGUAUAAUGAAAAUAUUAUACAUCGUGAGAAAGAUGACUCAAUCACCUACGCCCCUGGUAUUAAUUUAUAUUUGACUAAAUCAUUAUGGAAAUUAGGUGUUAAAGAUGGCAAAAUUAUGUUAAUCGCAAUUAAGGCAGAAGCUUUUAGCGGUAUUAAAGAAUACAAUAAGUUAAUUCAAUUCAUAUAG
Messenger RNA from Naumovozyma dairenensis CBS 421, 1635 nucleotides. RefSeq lists its product as uncharacterized. The coding region runs from base 1 to 1635 and encodes 544 amino acids. The transcript has a single exon. Lineage: Eukaryota; Fungi; Ascomycota; Saccharomycetes; Saccharomycetales; Saccharomycetaceae. The record is from RefSeq and is a predicted model, not a curated record.